Messenger RNA from Procambarus clarkii (red swamp crayfish), 2001 nucleotides. NCBI's taxonomy places the organism in Eukaryota, Metazoa, Arthropoda, Malacostraca, Decapoda, Cambaridae. The record is from RefSeq and is a predicted model, not a curated record.
AUGGCCACUAGAGGGCGUAAGUGGCCAUUCUCAGCAGACACGCUCAAGUGCGUGUUUGCAAGUGUAAGGAAGCCCUCGAGGGGGUACCACUAUGGCCAGGGGUACCAAUAUGGCCAGCGGUACCAAUAUGGCCAGCAGUACCAAUAUGACCAGCAGUACCACUAUGGCCAGCGGUACCACUAUGGCCAGGGGUACCACUAUGGCCAGCGGUACCACUAUGGCCAGCAGUACCAAUAUGGCCAGCAGUACCAAUAUGGCCAGCAGUACCAAUAUGACCAGCAGUACCAAUAUGGCCAGCAGUACCAAUAUGGCCAGCGGUACCAAUAUGGCCAGGGGUACCACUAUGGCCAGCGGUACCACUAUGGCCAGCAGUACCACUAUGGCCAGCAGUACCAAUAUGGCCAGCAGUACCAAUAUGACCAGCAGUACCAAUAUGACCAGCAGUACCAAUAUGGCCAGCAGUACCAAUAUGGCCAGCAGUACCAAUAUGACCAGCAGUACCAAUAUGGCCAGCGGUACCAAUAUGGCCAGGGGUACCACUAUGGCCAGGGGUACCACUAUGGCCAGCGGUACCAAUAUGGCCAGGGGUACCACUAUGGCCAGCGGUACCAAUAUGACCAGCAGUACCAAUAUGGCCAUGGGUACCAAUAUGGCCAGGGGUACCACUAUGGCCAGGGGUACCACUAUGGCCAGGGGUACCAAUAUGACCAGCAGUACCAAUAUGGCCAUGGGUACCAAUAUGGCCAUGGGUACCAAUAUGGCCAGGGGUACCAAUAUGGCCAGGGGUACCAAUAUGGCCAGGGGUACCAAUAUGGCCAGGGGUACCAAUAUGGCCAUGGGUACCAAUAUGGCCAGCAGUACCAAUAUGGCCAGGGGUACCAAUAUGGCCAGGGGUACCAAUAUGGCCAGGGGUACCAAUAUGGCCAGGGGUACCAAUAUGGCCAGGGGUACCAAUAUGGCCAGCAGUACCAAUAUGGCCAGGGGUACCAAUAUGGCCAGGGGUACCAAUAUGGCCAGGGGUACCAAUAUGGCCAGGGGUACCAAUAUGGCCAGGGGUACCACUAUGGCCAGGGGUACCAAUAUGGCCAGGGGUACCAAUGUGGCCAGGGGUACCAAUAUGGCCAGGGGUACCAAUGUGGCCAGGGGUACCAAUAUGGCCAGGGGUACCAAUAUGGCCAGGGGUACCACUAUGGCCAGGGGUACCACUAUGGCCAGGGGUACCAAUGUGGCCAGGGGUACCAAUAUGGCCAGGGGUACCAAUGUGGCCAGGGGUACCACUAUGGCCAGGGGUACCAAUAUGGCCAGGGGUACCAAUAUGGCCAGGGGUACCACUAUGGCCAGGGGUACCAAUAUGGCCAGGGGUACCAAUAUGGCCAGGGGUACCAAUAUGGCCAGGGGUACCAAUAUGGCCAGCAGUACCAAUAUGGCCAGGGGUACCAAUAUGGCCAGGGGUACCAAUAUGGCCAGCAGUACCAAUAUGGCCAGGGGAGCCCUCGCCCCCACCACCAUCAGGAGCCUCGCUGUGGGCCCUCUGCUGCCAGUGCCCAGCAGACAAGUGCCCCAGCAGACAAGUGCCCCAGCAGACAAGUGCCCCAGCAGACAAGUGCCCCAGCAGACAAGUGCCCCAGCAGACACGUGCCCCAGCAGACACGUGCCCCAGCAGACACGUGCCCCAGCAGACACGUGCCCCAGCAGACACGUGCCCCAGCAGACACGUGCCCCAGCAGACACGUGCCCCAGCAGACACGUGCCCCAGCAGACACGUGCCCCAGCAGACACGUGCCCCAGCAGACACGUGCCCCAGCAGACACGUGCCCCAGCAGACACGUGCCCCAGCAGACACGUGCCCCAGCAGACACGUGCCCCAGCAGACACGUGCCCCAGCAGACACGUGCCCCAGCAGACAAGUGCCCAGCAGACAAAUGCCCAACAAAGAAUCUCGCUUUCUUCAGACCCAAAACAGGGGGCUUCACCCAGAGGGAAUCCCAAUAUUCCCCAUGA